AUGGCCGAUGGUAGUUGUAGUUCGUCGGAGUCCUCCACCGUUUGUUCCGGCGGCGGUGGUAUAAGAAGAGAGAUUAUGCUGUUCGGCGUGAGAGUUGUUCUUGAUCCGAUGAGGAAGAGCGUGAGUUUGAACAACUUGUCUCAGUAUGAUCAGACGGAGGAGACUCCAAAGAUCGUCGUUGGAGAGAAAAAGAUCAAAAUCUCCUCCGGUUACGCCUCCGCUGAUGACGCUGUUCCGAUCUCUUCUUCCGGUGGCAUUCGCGAGAGGAAACGAGGAACUCCAUGGACUGAGGAAGAGCACAAGCUGUUCUUGCACGGGCUACAGAAAGUUGGCAAAGGAGAUUGGAAAGGAAUAUCCAAAAACUUUGUCAAGAGCAGGACCUCUACGCAAGUAGCUAGUCACGCUCAGAAGUAUUUCCUCCGGAGAAGCAAUCUCAACCGUCGCCGGAGAAGAUCUAGCCUCUUUGAUACCGUCAUGCCAAUGGAAGAAGAUCAUGUGGUUAUGGAGGAGAACACAACACAAUCACCUUCUCUUGUACCGGAAAUCAACAAGUUCUCUAUGCAUCCGGUUAUGCAAGUCUUUCCUCUACCAACAUCUGCUGGAAAUGGGCAGAUCUCUUCAUCUAAUUUCAUCAGCUUUGUUCCAUUGACCUUUCAGUCAAAUCCUGCACCGCUCUCUCUCAACCUCUCGCUAGCCUCAGCUAAUCUUAACGAGACUUGUUCCUCAAGGCAUUCAGCUUUCAACACGAUUGGAGUCGCUUAG
Molecule: messenger RNA, 762 nt
Organism: Microthlaspi erraticum
Lineage: Eukaryota; Viridiplantae; Streptophyta; Magnoliopsida; Brassicales; Brassicaceae
Source: the annotation of a GenBank genome assembly